UUUAUUUGUCUCUUUUAGACGUUACAGAGUAGUUUAAAGAAAAUUCGGCUGCUUUUUCUAGCAGGUCGAAAGACCAUGCAAAAGGGUUCUGCCAGCUGAUUUUAGCAGUCCCGUUUUAUCGGAAAUGAGGCUUUUCUAUUGGCUAAAAUUCCAUUACGAAUUGUUCGUAAUCACUUUAUUAUUAACUUCUAAAAUAAUCAGGAAAUUAUUUUCAAGUUGUCGGAAGAAAUUUAACCGGAUCCGGAAGUGAUAUGUAAACGAUGGCGGAGAAAUGGAGGGACAAGAGAAUCGGAAAAGACGACGAGGUGUAAAUAGGAAGUACAGGAUCGCAGUGAAUAAGAGCCGAGCUAUACGGUUAGAGAGUUACAUGAUAGUUAUCCCCCCUUGUAUGUUAUGUGUUUAUAUUUUUCUAGAUUUCUAACGCGCCUGCUGUGAGUUUGCACCUGCUAAUUGCUUUGAUGACACCACACACACACACACACACGACACGCACAUAUAUACACGCAUACACAUAUAAAUACUUACACUAAAUACUUAGCGAUUAGGAACUCAAGUGAGCUCUGAAACAACACCCAUCUCAGAGACAAGUGUUUCGGACCCUAACUUAGACUCUAACGGGGCCCGGGCCGCAUUCUGGCCAUGACCCCUGGGUACCAUUCUGCUGAUAGCUUUCCGCCACUUGGAUAUCGGAGACUUGGACAUUUUAAAACCCUUGGAAACUUCAUCCAGUUGUAAUUCCUCACCGUUGACUCAGAUUAUACUGAAAGAAGAAAUAACGUUGGUAUGUGUAAAAGAAUGAAAGUAUAGAAAAUUAUCGAUUAUCGAUACAACUUCAGGGUAGAAAUGAAUAUUACAGGAGCUUAAAAUCACAAGAGACCAGUACAAGAUCGGUUGUAACUUAAGGAUAUCAGAUGACAUUGGAUUUAAAGAAUUAUGUUUUACUCUGGAUGCGUCACCAAUAUUUAUCAUCACUCAUUGACCAAAGGAACAUGUUAUACAGAAGAGAUAUUCCACCGUUUUUUUUUUAUUUCAUAAAAUCUAUGAUAUGUUUCCUCUGAACUGAAGUAUAUAGUGAAAAAAAACCCAAUGUCUUUAAAAGUUAAAGAAGCGAUUUUUAUAUUCUCAAUUGCAGGAUGAUGCUAAUAAUAUAGCCUGAACAGGAUAAGAUACCCCUAUUUUGCAGAAAAAAGUGUAGCUGGUUAGCUGUGGACUCGAACUCACAAUGUCUUUAAUUCACUGCCUGAAAUAUGUACCUGAUGGUUUUGGAUUUUAAUUUAACUCAGAUUACAAAGUAAUUAGCAGCAUCUACAGAUAUUGACUAAAAUUACAGUUGAUAGAAAUAUUGCACAAGAAAUAUGUGUUAGGAAUUAAAUAUAUAUAUAUAUACAUACAUACAUCAUCAUCAUCGUUUAACGUCUGCUUUCCAUGCUAGCAUGGGUUGGACGAUUUGACCGAGGACUGGUGAAACCGGAUGGCAACACCGUAUGUAUGUAUAUAUUUAUACAUAGUCAAGACUAUUGAAAAGGUUGCAAGACGCAAUGAAAAUAAGGAAUAAGUGGAAAUUUUACUGGUGAGUGUGUUAAAUUAUAAGACACCAAAAGAGAAUGACUCUCCCCAACACACGAACUCACAUAAAUCUUGCAAACCAAAUCCCAAAACGAAAUAUAUAAUUAUAUAUAUAUAUAUAUAUAUAUAUUGUAUAUAUAUGGUAACUGUUCAGAAGAAAAGUUUGUAUAGUGUGGUGAAAGGAGAAAUAUUAUGGAAAAUGAACUGUGUGAGACACAAACUGAAAAGUUUGGUUUUUCUGAUGAGAUGCCAAAAGAUUCCGAAACAGCAUUAUACCAGUGUGAUAUCUGUCAAAAAUCAUUCUCUCAAAAAUGUGAUCUCACUACACACCAACUUGUUCAUACAAAAAAGAUGCCACAUUCGUGUGAUAUCUGUGGUAAAUCAUUCUCUCGCGCUCGCCACUUAACCGAUCACAUACGUAUUCACACAGGAGAGAAGCCAUUUCACUGCGAUAUCUGUGGAAAAUCAUUCUCUCUUAGUCAUCACUUAACUAGUCACAAACGCGUUCACACAGGAGAAAAGCCAUUUAACUGUAACGUGUGUGGUAAAUCAUUCUCGCAAAAAAGUAACUUAACUAAACACAAACUCAUUCAUAUGGGAGAGAGUCCUGACCACAUUAACGUCUCUGGUGAAUCAUUUGCUCAGAAUGAUGGCAUAACUAAUCUGAAAUGCCUUCAGACGGCAGAGAAACUAUAUCACUGUGAUAUUUGUGGUAAAUCUACUUCUAGUAGUAGUAACUUAAUUGAGCACAUACGAAUUCAUACAGGAGAGAAACCAUUUCAUUGUGAUAUUUGUGGUAAAACAUUCGCUCGCAAUCGCCACUUGACAGAACACAAACGCAUUCACACAGGAGAGAAGCCAUAUCAGUGUGAUAUCUGUGACAAAUCGUUUUCUUGGAAUCAUCACUUAACUGAACACAAAUACAUCCAUACAGGUCAGAAGCCAUAUCAUUGCGAUAUCUGUGAUAAACCAUUCUCUACAAAAAGUAAUUUAACCACUCACGAACGCAUUCAUACAGAAACGAAACCUUUCCAGUGUGAUACAUGUGGUAAAUUAUUUUCCGAUGAAAGCUCGUUAACUGAACAUAAGUGCAUUCAUACAGGUGAGAAACCAUAUCACUGUGAUAUCUGUGGUAAAUCUUUCUCACGUAAUCGUUAUUUGACUGAACACAAGAACAUUCAUACAGGAGACAUGCCAUAUCACUGUGAUAUCUGUGGCAGUUCAUUCUAUCGGUAUUAUCACUUAAACGAACAUAAACGCACUCAUUCCGGAGAGAAUCCACAUCAGUGCGAUAUCUGUGGUAAAUCGUUCUCCGGUAGUAGUAAUUUAACUGACCACAUACGUAUUCAUACAGGUGAGAAGCCAUAUCACUGUGAUAUCUGCGGUAAAUCGUUCUCUCGAAAUCAUGAUUUGACUGUACACAAACGACAUCAUACAGGAGAGAAACCAUAUCGCUGUGACGUCUGUGGUAAGUCGUUUCCAGCCAGUACGAAUUUAACCACGCACAAGCGGAUUCACACAGGUGAGAAACCACACCAGUGUGACAUCUGUGGUAAAUCAUUCCCUCGGAAAAGCUACCUAACUGAACACAAGCGUAGUCACACUGGAGAGAAGCCAUAUCACUGUGACAUCUGUGGUAAGUCAUUCUCGCAGAGAGGUAACUUGACAGAGCACAUUCGUAUUCAUACAGGUGAGAAGCCAUACCAUUGUCACACCUGUGAGAAGUCGUUCUCUCAGAAAAGUAAUUUGACUGAACACAUUCGCAUUCAUACAGGUGAGAAACCGUAUCACUGUGAUAUCUGCGGUAAGUCGCUAUCCAAAAAAAUCAGCGUGAUUGAGCACAAAUACAUUCAUGCUGGAGAGAAGCCAUAUCACUGUGAUAUUUGUGGUAAAGCGUUCUCUCAAAAAGGAAACUUGCCUAAACACAAACGUAUUCACACGGGGGAGAAACCAUACGACUGUGAUAUCUGUGGGAAAUCGUUUUCAGUGAAUUUUUAUUUGACAGAACAUAAACACAGCCAUACAGGGGAGAAGCCGUACCAUUGUGACGUCUGUGAUAAAUCAUUCUCCCGGCUUCAUAGUUUGACUGAGCACAAGCAGAUACAUACAGGAGAGAGGCAGUUCCAUUGUGAUAUCUGUGGUAAGUCGUUCUCUCGAAAUCUCCAUUUAGUUGAUCACAAAUACAUUCACACAGGAGGUAAGCCGUAUCGAUGUGAUGUAUGUGGCAAGUCGUUCCUUCGAAAUUUCCACUUGAACGAACACAAACACACUCACACAGGAGAGAAGCCAUAUCACUGUGACGCCUGUGGUAAAUCGUUCUCUCGCAAACAACAGUUGACUUCACAUUGUUGUAUCCGUACAGAAGAAUGACGUUACCAAACGUCUGUGGCCCUUCUUGAAAAAGAAGCAUUUUCAGCUUCAUCAAUUGCCUCUGUCUCCAUUUUUGGCAGAAUAUGCGCUAACAUGAGAUAGUUUCCUCUACAGCAUUUGGUCUUUGGCAGUUCACUCACACAGGAGAUAAGCCAUAUCACUGUGACUCCUGUAGGAAGUACUUCUCUUGCAAACAACAGUUGACUUCACAUGGUUGUAUCCGUACAGAAGAAUGAUGUUGCCAAAUGUCUGAGGCCUUUCUAGAGAAAGAAAUAUUUUCAUCUUCAUCAAUUGCUUCUGUCUCCAUUUUUGGCGGAAUGUGCGCUAACAUGAGAUAGUUGUCUCUACAACAUUUGAUCUGUGGCGGUACACUCACACAGGAGAGAAGCCAUUUCACUGUGAUGCCUGUGGAAAAUCAUUCUCUUGCAAGCAACAGUUCACUUCACAUGGUUGUAUCCGUACAGAAGAAUGAUGGCACCAAACGUCUGAAGCAUUUUGAGCAGUGCUCUAACAAUUCUGCCAGUUUGCCACCUUAAACACCAGCUAAAUAAUGACAGUUGUUUUAACUAAAUUCUUUAUUAUUUUCAAAGUUAACUGAAACAAAGACAGUGCAUUCAACAAUUUAAUUACGAUAAAAUUAUUUUACAAAGUUCUUUAUUAUUUUCAAAAUUAAUUAAAACAAAGGCGGAGUAACAGAAAUAUGUUAAAAAAAAAAGGGUUAUUAUAUUGCUCUCUUCCCUUUAAGGUGUGCUGUAUGGAUUCCCUUGGGAUCCAGUAAUAUAGGCCCCAGGACGAGUAUUUACAGAGCAGGGAGAUAACAGUUGGGGAAUUUACAUUAAUUACCUCCCCUGAUCUGUGUAUUUAGUUUGAAACAUUGCAGUUUUAAUCGACCUUGUGUAUUCUCAUCUGUAUUCUGCCACAGCUUGCUGUGCAAUACCAUUCUUCAGGGCACUGUUGAGGUAGGGUGACAGAGAAAAUCCUGGUUUGGCAACAUCAAAGACUGGACCGGUCACAACACAGUGAACAUAUGACAAAAAACUGAGACCAGUGGCAAUGGCUGACAAUGGAAGUAUGUAAAGUAGCAUCCCAACAACUGGCUGCAUCAGACAAGGAAUCUUGAUGAUGAAAAUUCCCAAGUGGCUCGCUUGAAUAAAUGUGAUUAUUCCUUCACAUGAAA
Molecule: messenger RNA, 5113 nt
Organism: Octopus bimaculoides (California two-spot octopus)
Lineage: Eukaryota; Metazoa; Mollusca; Cephalopoda; Octopoda; Octopodidae
Biological process (GO): regulation of transcription by RNA polymerase II
Molecular function (GO): RNA polymerase II cis-regulatory region sequence-specific DNA binding; DNA-binding transcription factor activity
Source: RefSeq, a predicted model, not a curated record